Trichoderma breve is the source of this 1269-nucleotide messenger RNA. Its product is annotated as saccharopine dehydrogenase NADP binding domain-containing protein. The transcript is spliced from 4 exons. Gene Ontology annotation, biological process: glycolipid biosynthetic process. The record is from RefSeq and is a predicted model, not a curated record. NCBI's taxonomy places the organism in Eukaryota, Fungi, Ascomycota, Sordariomycetes, Hypocreales, Hypocreaceae. Gene Ontology annotation, cellular component: plasma membrane; mitochondrion; lipid droplet. Bases 1 to 1269 code for a protein of 422 amino acids.
AUGCAGCGGAAGUACGACAUCGUGCUCCUUGGAGCAACAGGCUUCACGGGAGGCCUUAUAGUAGAAUACAUGGCCGCCACAUUUCCAGCAUCCUUGCGAUGGGCGAUUGCGGCCCGGAAUAAAGCAAAGCUCGAAGCACUGGCCAGGGAAUUCAAAGUAGAAGCUACAGGAGGAUCCAUUAUCGUCCUGGAUGUGAACUCUGAAGCAGAGAUCCAGAAUCUUGUGAAGUCAACACGAGUCAUCAUCAACGUUAUUGGUCCAUAUCCAACAACUUGUGGACCUGUAGUGUUCAAAGCAUGUGCUGAAAAUGGCACUGACUAUGUCGACUGCAGCGCGGAUAUGCCCUGGGUACAGGAUAUGAUUAGAGGACACCACAAAUCAGCUCAAGUUUCGGGUGCAAAAAUGAUUGUCACUUGUGGCUUGGACGCUGUGCCGCCUGAUCUAACAACAUAUCUCGCCGUAUCCCACAUUCGCAAAUCCUUCAACACGCCGACACGCGAAGUCAUUGUUUCAUUACAAGAGAUGAGAGGCACCAUCAGCAGCGGCACUAUCAACUCAAUGGCCUCUGUUUACACGUUAUAUGAACCGGGCCGCUACGCAGAGGCGACCGCGCCGUUUGCAAUCUCUCCUCGUAAACCUACAAGCGAGAAGGCAAAGACUAGCCUUUUCCCAGGCUCUGGUUUCUUUGGAACACAGACUUUGGAUAGCCUCGGCCGUGUAGUAGCAAAAGAGGGACAAGGGAACGACACGGCUAUUGUGGGACGAAGCUGGGAUUUAUAUGCACCAGACGAUUCUAACACCACCACCGGCGGAUAUGGGCCUAAUUUUCACUUUUCUGCGCGACCUCGAAUACCCAGCACUGUGCGCGAUUUCAUCCGUGUUCUGCCUCUUAUCAGUGUCGGGUUUUUACUGAGCUUCUCUUUUACAAGAUUUAUCCUCACUCGAUUUAUCUACCCAGAGGGUUACAGUCCAGACCCCAAACGGCUCAAGGACCACAGGUUCAGCCAUCGAACACUGGCGGUGGCUGAUACUGGAGACGAGUCGACGACGAAGAGAGCUAUGGUGGACUUCAAGUUUCAAGGUGAUCAGUAUAAGUUUACUGGCAUCGCAAUGGUAGAGGCUGCUGUGACCCUUCUUCAGGGCGGGACAGAGGCGCACCGGCUAGGCGGCGGUGUUAUGACGCCCGCGAUGCUUGGGGAUAAAUAUGCCGAAAAUUUGCAGCGCCCAGGAUCAGGCGUGGAAAUUUCGAUUAGAGCAGAGGGCUGGUAA